This is a messenger RNA of Mucor velutinosus, 1242 nucleotides long. RefSeq lists its product as uncharacterized. Gene Ontology annotation, cellular component: cytoplasm. The record is from RefSeq and is a predicted model, not a curated record. Lineage: Eukaryota; Fungi; Mucoromycota; Mucoromycetes; Mucorales; Mucoraceae. The transcript has 2 exons. Bases 1 to 1242 code for a protein of 413 amino acids. Gene Ontology annotation, biological process: protein transport.
AUGAUGGCUCAGCUAAUGGGAACGAAACAUCCCAACAUUGAUUUCAACAUUCUAUUUUAUCCUCAAUACACAAAUGAACAUGGCCAAGUGAUCUGUCAUCCAGGCUCAGUAUUCGAAGGCAUUGUACAGAUUAAGGUAUCAGCCCCUAUGCCAAUCCAUCACAUCAAGCUCGUCUUUAAAGCAUCAGAGCGAGUCAAUUACGAUGCUAUGGGCUGGGAAAAAUCCAAAUCCACAGAUGAUCGUUUAUUUGCAGUACGCACAGUCUUGUGGGGCUUACCUUCUGCUGUGAAUAUACCACAAGAUGCAUGGCCGAUAUUAGAAGCAGGCGAUUAUACCUUCCCAUUUGUAUGUCAAAUGCCGGUUAUAAACUACCCACCUACUUUCCACCAUCAUCUGAUAGCAACUGCCUUCAACAUGGUCGUCUCUGUGAGGAAAGCAGGAGAAUCUGCGCCCAUUUUAUCCAAAAUGGUGCCUAUUUGUUUCCAACCGAUCAUCGAAACCAUCCCUAUCAAGAAUUUGCAUGCCUUUACAGAAUCACAUCGGCUAACCAACCAUAUCACAGCACAAGUUUCAGUACCUCGCCUUGCAUACAAUAUCAAUGAUAAGCACCAAUCUGUGCCUGUUACAGUUCAGUUCCAUUCUGACAACCUCUCUGAUGAACAUUUUCCCAUAUCUCAGCUCCGUGUGUAUAUCAAGCGUUACUAUAGUAUCAAUUACAAGACGUUUUCCAGAAAUGAGGCCACCAUGAUUGCACAUUACGAUCAUCCGAAACUACCAUCUGCAUGUCCAUGCACUGUGUCCAUGAAGCUCAACCUGCCAAGCCCAGAGGAUUUGCCCGCCACGCUUACUUAUUCGCCACAUCUUACAAUCGAAUACAAGCUGGUGGUGUCUGUUAAGAUUCGUCAUGGCCCUAUCCAUGUCAAGAAGAAGCUGUUUGAUAUGCCCAUUAUCUUUGGUACCCUGCCUGCUGGUACUAGGGCCCCUAGACAGUUGGAAUCAUACUCGGCGAUUGUAGAAAACAGGGCAAGUUUGAACUGCAAACCACAUUUCCUGAGACCUCAACCCAGGAACCAGAACGACGAGGAGUUCUUGCCUGCAUACGAUGGCGAUGGUAUUCCGCCUGCCUAUCUUAGCAACAUUACAUUGGAUACCAAUGCCAGCAGCCGUGCUACUUCUAUUAGCCGAAUAAGCACAGCAAACUCUACUCCUGCUAAUAGUUUAAGAAUUGGCAUUACUGGAUAA